CUCAUCUGUGCCAAAAUUCCCCUCUCAUUGAGCCUUUGCUCUUCUUUGCUAUUUAGUGCUCAAGGGUGUAGUACGAGUAGUGUGUAGUACAUACAUUUUGUAUGUAAUAUGCAGUGUGCCAGAGAGUUCCUCUGAAGUACACACCUGUUGGUGGUGUAGAGGACAUUCUACACGCCCCUGACCUCCUAGAGAAACACCCCGUCUUGUAGGCUCGUUCGCUCUGUUUACCCUUCUCCUCGUUCUUCCACUCUCUGCAGCGACCUUGCUUUACCUUGACCAUGACCUUGAACCAUGCAAUUCCAAUAUGCAUUGCAUCUGCAUCUGCAUUUCUCUGCUGCUACUGUACUGCAAUAAAAUCUCUCGCCAUCCCCAUUCCGCCUUUUCGCUCGCAUGGCAUCCAUACCCAUACCACCCAUGUUCAUGCUUGUUCUGCUCCCCUCCCUCUCACACCAACCCUCUCUCCAUCUUAUUCUCUUUUUCGUUUAUUGGGCUACGUACAGGCUUAGGUUAUCACUCUGCAUCUCUAAUUGCCUGUCUCUCCCUUCGUCUUCUUUCUUUCUUUCUUUCUCUCUUCUACACCAUCCCAUUCAACCUCCUCCUCUUCUCCCACUGCAGCCAAUCUCUUCUUGAAUCUCGGCUCCUUGGCUCCUCUUCUGUAUUCUGACCCUUCGCCUCUACCGCUUCGGGCUUUAAAUCGUUCCAACUCCCGCGCCCUAAGCAGCAAACUCUCAGCCAGCUUCAGCCCUUAACCGGCCUGAGCCAAGCUCAAACUCCCCCGUCAUUAGUGGACUGUGGCUUGCCCUCGCCCGUCCAGAGACCAUUCAGCCAAUCCGAAGAGCUUAGAAGGCCGCUGGAAGUGCAAGAUCGGAUAAGACUAAGACCCUAGACAGGGCUGUUCGGAUCGGGUCCAUACAUCCUGGGAGUCGUUACUUGGGCUCUCUAAAACGCUUCAAUUCCCUCCCGUCUUCCGCGCUCUCUAGCUUCCAUUUCUCCCCGCCGCACUCCCACUACCCACCCGGUCACUUAUUCCCUAGAGGGCCUGAGCCUCCGACCUGCCGAGUCCCUUGCCCUGUUGAGACAAGACGACACGAGACGAGACGUAAGCGAUCAAUUGAGGAAACGCUCACGGUGGACUUCUCACAGUUGCAAACCUUGCUUUUACCUCCAUCCUCCUCUCUUCUCCGAGGCCUCAGCUGUUGGUUCUAUUCUCUUCACAACCAACAUUCAAACAUCGCGCCAGGUUCGAUCCAUCUUAGUGGACCCAUCAAGCGUCAGACCAGGCCUGAACCAAACCAAGUCCAACUCGAAUCAUUUCGUUUCAACCAACCAGCCUUGGCUCUUUAAUCUUAAACACCUACAACAUCCUCUAUUCUCCUGUAACUUUGGGUAUUUGGCUUCAAGCUCUUUGACCUUUCGCCCAAUUCAUACCAAGUCGCAUUAACGCAUUGUACACCUUUUUACCCUUUCUUGUCUAGGGAGAACCUUUGUAUCAUCUAACGACGCCUACGACGAUUACGACCAUCACGAGACAAAAGAGGACUGACACGAGUCUCACCCAAGAACCGAUCCAAUUUCUAUGCCUCUGUCCCACCCGAGUGCUAUGGUGCUUGCUUGAUCAAUUAUUUCUCACUGAUUCUAUUUCAUACCAACGAACUGGACUUUGAUCCAUCCGAGACACGAAACGCUGCCGAUCACCCUACCUUUAUUUGCCACCAGGUCCCGAUACAACCCAAAUCCCCCAACUUACCUCAUUCGCCGUAAUUCUGCAAACACGCAGCUCCCCAGCUCCAGCACAUAUUGCCAUUCUUCAAUCCGACAGCUAGGGAGUCGGGUGGACAUCACCUGGCCCCAUACCUUUAGCCAACACGGCUCCACCGCUAGAAACAGACUUCCGCGACAUGGCUAUGGAUGCGCUCAAGAAUCUUGUCAAUAACGUCCCGGACUGGUUACAGCGACUUGACGACCUCAGCGGCCAGAUCGACCGACGCCAGGCCGAGCUGGCCGCUGUUGCUGCCGCAGAGGGUAAAAGUGCGGAGACAAAGUCGCUUCGCAACAAAGGCUCAACCGAGUCCCUCAAGCCUAAAGAUGAUCCUCCAGUAGUUCACGCCGAGGUUCCAGCGAACGAGGACAUCCUCGAAGAUGGCGCAGGUGACAACACAGCACAGACACCAGUCAAGCCCGAGACACCCAAGGUGCAUACCCCAAGCCCUGGUUCCAUUCGUCAGCAACAAGAGAUUAUCAAAGCCGCACAAGCUAGAGCACGAGCUCAGGUCAGGAAGAAGCCCAAGUCGCCAUCUAUGAUGUCUAACGAAGACGCCCCUGCCGCUUAUCGAACACGGAGCAUGAUCAUUGUCUAUUAUGAUAGCUAUGUUCAGAGCUUCUUUGACGAUCUUGUGAGGUUUGUCUCGUCAAGUCGAAACCUGAUGCGCAAAGCCAAGAUGGCCGCAAGAGUUGCCCAGAUCAAGAAGCUUGCGGAGCAAGACGUAUCAGAGGAUGGAAGCAAUGAUGACGCUCUCCCUUCACUACGAUACAUGAGCAGCAGGCGAUUCGGUCCUAUGUCGAUAUCCCGACCCGGUGCUGGCGACCAACCACCAGACGUAUACGAUAAGCUGGAUAAGGGCCUCGAAUUUGUGCAGAGUAUGUGUGAGCACGGUGCUCAUCAGUUCCUUCGCGAUGGCGACUGCAACGACGAGAUCAGUAAGGUACAGAAACGACUGACUGAGGUUCUCGAGAUGGCCAAGACAGAAAUGGAGCGCGUAGAGCGCGAAGAGCCUGAAUUAGCAAAGGAAACAGGCGAGAUGGGCAAAGUCCGGACACGGCGGCCCAUAAGUAUGCGCCGCGACAUGACCGUUGGCCUCAAGGAAAGCAGCCCGACACCCACUAAGGAGGAGAACAAGUUGGAGCCUGCAAAGCUCGAAGCUGCCGAACCUAUUAUCGCAGCAGAUCCCAUGGCACCUAUGGCUGUGGAUCCAAAUAUCAUGGAAGCCGACGAGGGUAUCGAUGUCGAAAUGGAACUUCCCAAACUGCAAUAUCGAUCAACCCGGGCGAUGCGCAGUCGUGGACCAUAGAGUGGUCGCGAGUCGUGUACCUGGGCCAUCAUUCUCGAAACACUAUAACGAGAAGCUCAAUUGUUUAAGGUACUUUGCUUUCAGCAUCGCUCAUGUUACUACAUUGAGAUCAUCAUUGGCGUCACGGACCGGGGAGAAGAAAGUUUCAAAAGGGGGGAAAACUCACUGGGAUUUGUUUUGGUUAACUUCCAUUUGCUGGAACAUGGAGGACCGUCUUCCACCUUUCAUUUUAUAUUUAUCAUGAAGCGUGAGCAUUGCGUCCGUAUGGAUUGGCUUUGUAUCAUAUAUUGGUUGUUGAUUGCCACUUUGGAGCUUAUCUUAUGUCAAAAGAAAGACCAUUCAUAGCGUCGGGGUUGCUGCAUGCUUUAAGGAUUUCAAGGGACUUGGCUGUAUUUCUGAUUACUCUUUUCUCGUUUCAUUAGUUCUAUCUACGCUUUAUGGUCAUGAACAAUGGGAAUCUUGAAAAUGACGUUAUACAAGUUGCAGUUCCCUCGUUUUCGCAAGGUAUAUUCUUAGUAAAUCUUAUCAAAUUAUUAGAGAAGUUUACAAAUUUAGUAAAGCUUCUUCUAAAGGUAUAACAUACUGAGUUGUCAGGUCC
This is a messenger RNA of Fusarium odoratissimum NRRL 54006, 3666 nucleotides long. RefSeq lists its product as uncharacterized. The record is from RefSeq and is a predicted model, not a curated record. Lineage: Eukaryota; Fungi; Ascomycota; Sordariomycetes; Hypocreales; Nectriaceae. The transcript has a single exon. The coding region runs from base 1899 to 3068 and encodes 389 amino acids.